Molecule: messenger RNA, 188 nt
Organism: Prorocentrum cordatum
Lineage: Eukaryota; Dinophyceae; Prorocentrales; Prorocentraceae
Source: the annotation of a GenBank genome assembly
GACGGCCCAGGGCCCUCGACGAGCUCCCAGAGGACGACCCCGAUGCCUUCGUGCCCCUGGCGAAUGGCAGCGGGGACGCGGCGCCGGCGCCGGCGGCGGCCGAGGGCCAGGACGACCCCGAUCCCCUCGUGCCCCUGGCGAACGGCAGCGGGGACGCGGCGCCGGCGCCGGCGGCGGCCGAGGGCCAG